Messenger RNA from Pecten maximus, 2311 nucleotides. RefSeq lists its product as uncharacterized. Gene Ontology annotation, molecular function: nucleic acid binding. NCBI's taxonomy places the organism in Eukaryota, Metazoa, Mollusca, Bivalvia, Pectinida, Pectinidae. The record is from RefSeq and is a predicted model, not a curated record.
AAACAAGAUGUCAGCGCCCGCGUUCAGAGAAGUGCAAUACACAGGGAAGGAUGCUAUGCCUACAUGCUUCCUAAUGAAUGCAUCAUUUUGACAGUACACUAACUGUUGACUACUACUGACAUAUAAGAUACCUGUGCAUUCAUCAUCAUGUCUACUGGAGGAGGGUUUGAUAUUAACAGGCUUAGAAGUCCAUACGAAAAUAACUCAGAGUGGAAAAUGCGUGAGGAAUUUCUACAGGCUCACAAUGGAUCUUACCCAGUCCAUCGUCUUCUGUGUUUAUCAAAUUGCUACAUCAAUUCCCGACUGUAUGGUUGUCGUUACCCUCCUGCCACCAUGAAAGAACUUGCAGCCUUGUCAACUGGUCUCAGAGCCACAGGCAUUGACAAAAUGAUGGGGGUGCAGAAAGUUAAGUUUGUGAAAGAGAAAGAGGAGACAAAGUUAACAAAAAUAAAUUUUGUUAAGGCAUCAGAGGACUUAGCAGUGAAGCAGGUAACAACAGGUUCAGACAAAACUUCAGUUCAAACAAUGGAUACUAUAUUAACUGAAAAUGGUGGUAAUGACAAUGCCAAACCCAGUACAACAAAAUCCACUACUCAUAGUUCAAUGACUAAAUCCAGCAAUCCAGUUGUAGCUAAAACAAGCACUCUAAGUACAUCUGUCAAAAGUAGUUUUGCAUCCCAGUGUGAGCCCAAACCAGUGGUUCACCCUCCUCCGAAACUCAAACAGAACACGCAAGCUAUGCUUGCUUUUGCUACAAAGGAUGAAUUAAAUGAGGCAGUGGAAAGGAACUUCGAGGAUAAGACUCCAAUCGAACAAAACAUAUUUGAUUUAGCCAAAGCAUUGGAAGGACUAUUAAAGAAGGAUGUCAAUAAUCUGGGGAAAAGAUUAUCUUCCAAUUGCUGCAAUGAAAACAAAAAUAGUGUUUACAUACAAGUAUAAGGAGUGCCAGCACCAAAGGGACUUCACAAGUUUGUGUGCUGUAUUAUGUAUGACUCGGUGGAAUUAGCAGAAGGAGAGGGGGGAAACAAAAAAAAAGCCAAACAAAACAGUGUAGAAGAGGCUGCAUGUAAACUUUGUAAACCAUUCUUGAAAGUUGUUAGGCUUAACCCAGAGACACAAGUUCUAAAAGCCACUGAUGAGUUCUUUCCAUCAGCCUGGAGCAUAAAUGAACAACAACCAUCCAAUAAUGCUGUAAGUGUGUACAAGGAAUCAAAUGCAACUAGUUUAGCAGCUUGUAAAAAACGGAAAUUCUUGGAAACAUCCAGUGAUCUUACCAGGUUUGUGCUCAUUGAACCUAAGGAGGCAAGAACUAGUGACAAUGCUAAAGCUGUCCUCCAGCGUAGUGCUGAUUUAAAUAAAGCUCUAUUGGAGUAUGAAUUCCAUGAUGAGGGAACAGGGGUGCGAUGUCGAGUGAUACUCGAAGGACAUAUUCUGGUGGAUUGUUUUGGUACUGGUCGCUUAACAGUGAAAUCAGCAGCUGCAGAGAAAGCCUUGGAAUUAUUAAAAAAAAUGUGCUGGACUAUAAAAGUAAAGCAAGCUGUGGAUUCAAUUGAUGCAGGUCUGAGCCGAGAUGAAAUUUUUGGCGAAAUUCAGGCACAAGUAAAAGCCAUUCCAGAAGACAACAAAGGGAGACAACUGCUGAUGAAGAUGGGCUGGACAGGUGGCGGUGUGGGAGCAGAAGGCAACAAGGGACGUGAAAUGCCUGUAGCAGAAGAAUUGUCAAAAAAUCAGAUGAUAUGUCGUGCAGGACUAGGAUCAAUUAAUUCUUCUGAGAGGGAAUUUAGAACUAAUGUACUGGAGGCAUUAGAGACUUACACAAAAUCAGGAAAACAGGAGGACUUGAUGUUCACAGCAGAGUUCACAAAAGAUGAACGAGCAUAUAUCCACCAGCAAGCACAAAAGCUUGGGCUUAAAACUCAGAGUCGUGGCUCUGGUGAGGGUCGUUACCUGACUGUUAGUCGUAGACGAUCAGCGUUCCAAUUGUUUAAUCAUUUAAUUGAAGAGGGUGGUUCUACAGCCAAAUAUGAACUGGUAGCUCCGGGACAGUGUUCCCAAACUUAAUUACCUGAUCAUGAGACGAUAGAACUGAACAUAUACAUUUUACUAUAGUGAAACGUAAUAUAGGUAGUUCUGGAAGCUGUGUUUUAAUAAUUUUAAAUUGCAUCUGUCAUUACGAAAGACCAUUUAUUUAUUUCCUCAUGGAUGAAGCAAGUGAUUCUGUGAGAUAUCAUUCAAAUAGACACCUUUAUUUGAUUUCUUUCAUGUUGUUAGAUGUUGAAAAUCAUGUUAUAUUAUAUUUUUCAUUUGAAGA